AUGAAGUGGGUGAUAGUUACGCUGAGUCUACUGGCAGCAGUGGGAGCCGUCUCCUUCUUCGACCUCGUUAAGGAAGAAUGGAAUGCUUACAAGUUGGAGCACAACAAGAAGUACGACAGCGAUAUAGAGGACCGGUUCCGCAUGAAGAUCUACGCGGAGAACAAGCACCGCAUCGCCAAGCACAACCAGCUGUACCAGCGCGGCCAGGUGUCGUACAAGCUGCAGCAGAACAAGUACGGCGACCUGCUGCACCACGAGUUCGUGCACAUCAUGAACGGGUUCAACAGGACCGCCAAGCACAACAAGGGGUUGUACAAGGGUCGCGAGUCUCGCGGGGCCACUUUCAUCGCGCCGGCGCACCUGCAGGUCCCGCAGCAGGUGGACUGGCGCACUCAGGGCGCCGUCACCGAGAUCAAGGACCAGGGCAAGUGCGGCUCCUGCUGGUCCUUCAGCUCGACUGGCGCUCUGGAGGGUCAACAUUUCCGCAAGAGCGGCGUAUUGGUAUCGCUGUCGGAGCAGAAUCUGAUCGACUGCUCGAGCGCGUACGGCAACAACGGAUGCAACGGGGGACUCAUGGACAACGCCUUCAAGUACAUCCGGGACAACCACGGCAUCGACACAGAGAAGACCUACCCUUAUGAGGGCGUCGAUGACAAGUGCAGAUACAACCCGGGCAACAAUGGCGCCGACGACGUCGGAUUCGCUGACAUUCCGGCCGGCGACGAACAGAAGUUGAUGGAAGCCGUCGCCAGCGUCGGGCCUGUGUCUGUAGCCAUCGACGCUUCGCAGGAAUCCUUCCAGUUCUACAACACCGGCGUCUACUACGACGAGAAUUGCUCCUCCGAUAACCUGGACCACGGGGUCCUCGUGGUCGGCUACGGCACCGACGAGACCGGUGGCGACUACUGGCUGGUGAAGAACUCGUGGGGCCGCACCUGGGGCGACCUCGGAUACAUCAAGAUGGCGCGCAACCGCAACAACCACUGCGGCAUCGCCUCCGCCGCCUCCUACCCGCUCCCUCUAACUACCCGCGUCUCAAUUAAACCAAUAAUUACCCCAUCCCAGCCUCUAACUACCCGCGUCUCAAUUAAACCAAUAAUUACCCCAUCCCAGCCUCUAACUACCCGCGUCUCAAUUAAACCAAUAAUUACCCCAUCCCAGCCUCUAACUACCCGCGUCUCAAUUAAACCAAUAAUUACCCCAUCCCAGCCUCUAACUACCCGCGUCUCAAUUAAACCAAUAAUUACCCCAUCCCAGCCUCUAACUACCCGCGUCUCAAUUAAACCAAUAAUUACCCCAUCCCAGCCUCUAACUACCCGCGUCUCAAUUAAACCAAUAAUUACCCCAUCCAAGCCUCUAACUACCCGCGUCUCAAUUAAACCAAUAAUUACCCCAUCCCAGCCUCUAACUACCCGCGUCUCAAUUAAACCAAUAAUUACCCCAUCCCAGCCUCUAACUACCCGCGUCUCAAUUAAACCAAUAAUUACCCCAUCCCAGCCUCUAACUACCCGCGUCUCAAUUAAACCAAUAAUUACCCCAUCCAAGCCUCUAACUACCCGCGUCUCAAUUAAACCAAUAAUUACCCCAUCCCAGCCUCUAACUACCCGCGUCUCAAUUAAACCAAUAAUUACCCCAUCCCAGUAUCUAACUACCCGCGUGUCAAUUAAAGCAAUAAUUUAA
This is a messenger RNA of Chilo suppressalis (striped riceborer), 1680 nucleotides long. The record is from the annotation of a GenBank genome assembly. NCBI's taxonomy places the organism in Eukaryota, Metazoa, Arthropoda, Insecta, Lepidoptera, Crambidae.